Molecule: messenger RNA, 872 nt
Organism: Caenorhabditis elegans
Lineage: Eukaryota; Metazoa; Nematoda; Chromadorea; Rhabditida; Rhabditidae
Gene: ceh-82
Product: Homeobox domain-containing protein
Exons: 5
Coding region: 45-779 (244 amino acids)
Cellular component (GO): nucleus
Source: RefSeq, marked reviewed
AGUUUUAGUUGGUUAGUUUCGAUAGUUUUGCCUCUCUUGGAACUAUGACCGAUGCUCAAUCUCGUGAUGAGAAGGGGAUCCCAGCAUCCAUCUACGACGGGAUCUUCAAGAACAAUCGCCAGAUCAAGCCUGGAAAUCCAAAUGAAUUGAAGAUGGUAAUGGGCUUGAAGUUGAAGGAAGUCAAUAAAGACUGCGCUGACGCUGUUCUGCGCGUUUCCAAAGCGACACUCAGUUGGGAAAUCGUCAGGGAGAUUAUGAAUGCGACAGAGCGUUUGAUUCAAGAAAGGGUCAGUGAUCCGACCGGUCAAGUGGCUAUUGCCGUCGAUCCCCCGAGUAGUUGGUCCAAAAGUGUCACGGAUUUCCUGGCAAGCUGCUACAAGUUGAGCCCGUCGCCGAACUUCAAAUUCCUUGAGCUGCUGGCUAUUCUCACUGGGAAGUCACAGUAUCUGAUUCUUCAGUGGUUUGACACAGCUGAAGAGGAAAAGCGUGAGAAGAAUCAGAAGCUUGAGACGGCUACGUUCAAGCGUCAUUGUCCAUGGCGGAAGAGACAUAGACUGAUCCAGCCCCUCUCGAACGCCACCGCCAUCCCGUUCCUGGAGGCUGCUUUCCAAAAAUCGUCUAUCCCCGGAAGCGUUGAGCUCUACGACCUUCAGCUGAAAACCAACUGGUUUAUUUGUGAGCUAAAGGCCUGGUUCACUGCAAGACGGGUUGCCGAGGAGAUCAAGGGGAAGUUGAGUGAGCUGACGGGAGUUCAGGGUGUAGCAAAGGAUCAGAGUUGAAGGAUCCGGGAAGAUAUUUUUUCGUUAAAGUUUUAUUUGAAUGUUGAUUUGUAAAGUUUUAAUGGUUUAUUAGAAUAAAUUGUAUAGUAGUUG